Nanorana parkeri is the source of this 4666-nucleotide messenger RNA. RefSeq names its product cullin associated and neddylation dissociated 1 (gene CAND1). Gene Ontology annotation, biological process: protein ubiquitination; SCF complex assembly. The transcript has 15 exons. The coding region runs from base 536 to 4228 and encodes 1230 amino acids. Gene Ontology annotation, cellular component: nucleus. Lineage: Eukaryota; Metazoa; Chordata; Amphibia; Anura; Dicroglossidae. The record is from RefSeq and is a predicted model, not a curated record.
UGGACGGAGCCUCCAGCCGCCUGAAGGUUUACCCGCCAGCUCCAGUCAAUGCCUCGGCUGACACAAUUGGCUGCAUCGCGUGUCACUCAAACAGUCCCGCCUGAGUUCAGUCAUUCCGGGACGGCUCGUCCGACGGUGCGAUUGACGUGUCAUCCAACCAAUCAGCUCUUAGAAGCAAGCAGCGCUAGCAGCUCCUGGGAGUACUCGGUCAGCGUGCACUAUUCUGCCAUCUUUAGCCCGCCUCUGCUACGGGGGCUGUAUGUGAGACAAGCUGAAGCCGGCACCGAGCUCCCUCAGAGGCCUUGCUCUCCCGCAGCUCGCAGACUUUGCGCACAUCGGCCAGACGACAGCCGGCGGAGCUGGGCGGGGACUCCCGGGGGCGCUCACGUACACAGGGAAGGCGGAUUCCCGAAACAGGCUUGUGCGCGCCCCCGCCUCCCUUCCCUGCCGCCGCUGCAGCGACCCAGGCGCGUGGCUCUAGGCGGACAGGAGGCUGCACCGGGCACGGGAGACUUGACUGGCCCGAUACGUCAACAUGGCGAGCGCCUCGUACCACAUCUCCAACCUGCUGGAGAAGAUGACAUCCAGCGAUAAAGACUUCAGGUUCAUGGCAACAAAUGACUUGAUGACAGAGCUUCAAAAGGACUCUAUUAAGUUGGAUGAUGACAGUGAAAGGAAAGUUGUAAAGAUGAUUUUAAAGCUAUUAGAAGACAAGAAUGGCGAAGUUCAAAAUUUAGCUGUGAAAUGCCUUGGUCCUCUAGUAAGUAAAGUUAAAGAGUAUCAAGUUGAAACCAUUGUCGACACACUCUGUACAAAUAUGUUGUCAGACAAGGAGCAGCUACGUGAUAUAUCUAGCAUUGGGUUGAAGACUGUAAUUGGAGAGCUUCCUCCGGCAUCCAGUGGGUCUGCUUUGGCAGCAAAUGUUUGCAAAAAAAUUACAGGGCGUUUGACAAGCGCUAUUGCAAAACAGGAGGAUGUGUCUGUCCAAUUGGAAGCCUUGGACAUUAUGGCAGAUAUGCUCAGCAGACAAGGUGGAUUGCUGGUUAAUUUCCACCCUUCAAUUUUGAGUUGUUUACUUCCACAGUUAACAAGCCCAAGGCUUGCUGUAAGAAAAAGAACCAUCAUUGCUCUUGGACAUCUGGUAAUGAGUUGUGGCAACAUUGUGUUCAUUGAUCUCAUUGAACACCUAUUGGCAGAGCUUUCUAAAAAUGACUCCAUGUCUACCACCAGGACCUACAUACAAUGCAUUGCUGCUAUCAGUAGGCAAGCAGGCCACCGAAUAGGUGAAUAUUUGGAGAAAAUCAUUCCCCUUGUGGUAAAAUUUUGUAAUAUUGACGAUGAUGAGCUGAGAGAGUAUUGCAUUCAGGCAUUUGAAUCGUUUGUAAGAAGGUGUCCAAAGGAAGUAUAUCCACAUGUAUCGACUAUUAUUAACAUCUGUCUUAAAUAUUUGACUUAUGACCCAAAUUACAACUAUGAUGAUGAGGAGGAGGAUGAAAAUGCUAUGGAUGCUGAUGGUGCAGAUGAUGAUGAUCAAGGUAGUGAUGAUGAGUACAGUGAUGAUGAUGAUAUGAGUUGGAAGGUCAGACGUGCAGCUGCCAAGUGCCUGGAUGCUGUGGUGAGCACUCGUCAUGAGAUGCUGCCAGAAUUCUACAAGACUGUGUCUCCUGCUCUGAUAGCUAGGUUCAAGGAACGGGAAGAGAAUGUGAAGGCUGAUGUGUUUCAUGCAUAUCUGUCACUUCUGAAACAGACAAGACCUGUACAAAGCUGGCUUUGUGACCCAGAUGCAAUGGAGCAAGGGGAAACGCCACUGACAAUGCUUCAGAGCCAGGUACCAAACAUUGUGAAGGCGCUACAUAAGCAAAUGAAGGAGAAGAGUGUGAAGACGCGCCAGUGUUGUUUUAACAUGCUCACGGAAUUAGUCAAUGUGCUACCUGGUGCUUUAACGCAACACAUUCCAGUUCUGGUGCCAGGGAUCAUAUUUUCAUUAAAUGACAAGUCAAGUUCUUCUAAUCUGAAGAUAGAUGCUCUAUCAUGUCUGUAUGUGAUUCUUUGCAAUCAUUCUCCUCAAGUCUUCCACCCACAUGUCCAAGUCUUGGUUUCACCUGUGGUAAUCUGUGUCGGAGAUCCAUUCUACAAAAUCACAUCUGAAGCUCUGCUGGUUACACAGCAGCUUGUGAAGGUCAUCAGACCUCUGGACCUGCCUUCUUCCUUUGAUGCAACACCAUACAUAAAAGAUUUGUUUACAUGUACAAUCAAAAGGCUGAAAGCAGCAGAUAUUGAUCAAGAAGUAAAGGAACGUGCAAUCUCUUGCAUGGGUCAGAUUAUCUGUAGUUUAGGUGAUAAUCUGGGAAGUGACCUCCCUAGUACGCUUCAAAUAUUUCUGGAAAGACUGAAAAAUGAGAUCACACGUUUGACCACAGUGAAAGCUCUAACACUGAUAGCAGGUUCUCCUUUGAAAAUAGAUCUAAGGCCGAUCUUGGGUGAAGGAGUACCAAUCCUUGCCUCAUUUCUUCGGAAGAAUCAGCGAGCUUUAAAACUCGGGACGCUCUCUGCUCUAGACAUUUUAAUAAAAAAUUAUAGUGACAGCCUCACUGCAGCAAUGAUUGAUGCUGUACUGGAUGAGCUUCCACCUCUUAUUAGCGAAAGUGAUAUGCAUGUGUCUCAGAUGGCCAUAAGCUUCCUGACAACGUUGGCUAAAGUAUACCCAUCCUCUUUGGCAAAGAUCAGUGGAUCAAUCCUCAAUGAACUUAUUGGCUUGGUGCGGUCACCAUUGCUCCAAGGAGGAGCACUAAGUGCAAUGUUAGAGUUUUUCCAAGCCUUAGUGGUGACUGGAACUACGAGUCUGGGAUAUAUGGACUUGCUCCGUAUGUUGACUGGACCAGUUUAUGCACAAAGCACUGCACUUACUCACAAACAAUCAUACUAUUCUAUUGCCAAAUGUGUGGCAGCGCUUACUCGAGCAUGUCCUAAGGAAGGUCCAGCUGUGGUUGGUCAGUUUAUCCAGGAUGUUAAGAACUCAAGGUCCACAGACUCUAUUCGCCUCUUGGCUCUGCUUUCACUAGGCGAGGUUGGCCAUCAUAUUGACCUCAGUGGACAGCUUGAGCUGAAAUCUGUUAUACUGGAAGCUUUCUCUUCUCCUAGUGAAGAAGUCAAAUCUGCAGCUUCAUACGCACUUGGAAGCAUCAGUGUAGGCAACCUUCCAGAAUAUUUGCCAUUUGUUUUGCAAGAGAUAACUAGUCAACCCAAGAGACAAUAUCUUCUGCUUCAUUCCCUCAAGGAGAUAAUAAGUUCUGCUUCGGUAGUAGGCCUCAAGCCUUAUGUUGAGAAUAUAUGGUCUUUACUGCUUAAACACUCUGAAUGUGCUGAGGAAGGAACAAGAAAUGUAGUUGCAGAAUGUUUGGGAAAACUGACACUGAUAGAUCCAGAGACCCUCCUGCCACGGCUUAAAGGAUACUUGGCUGCUGGUUCGUCUUAUGCACGAAGCUCUGUGGUAACAGCUGUUAAAUUUACAAUAUCUGACCAUCCUCAGCCCAUUGAUCCGCUGUUGAAGAAUUGCAUUGGUGACUUCCUGAAAACACUGGAAGAUCCAGACCUAAAUGUUAGACGAGUAGCCCUUGUGACGUUUAAUUCUGCUGCCCACAACAAGCCUUCACUGAUCAGAGACUUGCUUGAUUCUGUGCUUCCACAUCUGUAUAAUGAAACAAAAGUUAGAAAAGAGCUAAUAAGAGAGGUGGAGAUGGGUCCUUUCAAGCAUACAGUUGAUGAUGGCUUAGACAUCCGGAAAGCAGCCUUUGAGUGUAUGUAUACUCUUCUUGACAGCUGUCUGGACAGACUGGACAUCUUUGAGUUCUUAAAUCAUGUUGAAGAUGGUCUAAAGGAUCAUUAUGACAUAAAGAUGCUUACAUUUUUAAUGUUGGUUAGGCUAUCCACACUCUGUCCAAGUGCUGUACUGCAAAGGUUGGAUAGACUGGUAGAACCCUUACGUGCCACUUGUACAACUAAGGUAAAAGCAAACUCUGUGAAACAAGAAUUUGAGAAGCAAGAUGAACUAAAACGUUCAGCAAUGAGGGCAGUGGCAGCACUUUUAACCAUUCCAGAAGCAGAAAAGAGCCCGUUGAUGAGUGAAUUCCAGUCCCAGAUCAGCUCAAAUCCUGAACUAGCAGCCAUAUUUGAAAGUAUUCAGAAAGAUACUUCCUCUGCUAACCUGGAAUCAAUGGACACAACUUAAACAGCUAUAUCAAGGAGGGACCAUAACAUUGAACCAUAAAAUGCACUGAAAUUGACAGGUUCUAAAAGAGGAAAGAAUGAAAUAUCUUAAGUUUCAAGCUUCACAAUGUUCCACUUUCUUUACACUUUAAGAAGAUGGUUUGGCUUAAUUCCAUUGUUGCUUUUUGUAGCAUUGAUUCCAGGAAUAUAAAUGUCCAUAAUCAAGAUAUUAUUGGUUUGACCAUUUUAAUAAUGGCUAUAGCUUAGAACACAAUGUUUGAAGAUAACUUUCAACAUCCAUUUGCCCUGUAAUGUUUAGGAUUAAAACUGUUAAAAUGGACCAUGAAUAUAAUUUUUAUUCCAUAUUUUUUUCUCCAGCAGCUGAACACAUGGCUUUUUGUACAACUUCUCUUCUGUUUCUUUGAUUCCACUACAUAAAAAGUUCUGGCUUGCAGAUCUA